Erpetoichthys calabaricus (reedfish) is the source of this 3085-nucleotide messenger RNA. It is a transcript of the gene vta1, whose product is annotated as vesicle (multivesicular body) trafficking 1. Gene Ontology annotation, cellular component: multivesicular body. The transcript is spliced from 8 exons. The record is from RefSeq and is a predicted model, not a curated record. Gene Ontology annotation, biological process: late endosome to vacuole transport via multivesicular body sorting pathway. Lineage: Eukaryota; Metazoa; Chordata; Cladistia; Polypteriformes; Polypteridae. Bases 120 to 1016 code for a protein of 298 amino acids.
AGUCGUGUCCAGGAAGCGGAAGAGAGCCCUAUCAUUGUGUUUUGGCGUUGCUCUGUAAUUGUUGUGCACCGGUAGGUGGACAAAAACCAAAGCCGUUUUGGAGAUAUUGGUCAGCAAGUAUGGCAGCAGCCAUCCCGGCACCGCUUAAAACCAUUCAACACCACCUGCGGACCGCUCUAGAACAUGAGAAACGGGACCCCGUAGUCGCUUAUUACUGUAAGCUUUAUGCUGUGCAGACAGGAAUGAAGCUGGAUAGCAAAAGCCCAGAGUGCCGCAAGUUCCUGAUGAAGUUAAUGGACCAGUUAGAAUUGAUGAAGAAAGAGCUUUCGGAUAAUGAAUCAGUUUCUCAAGAGCUAGUUGGUCAUGCCCACAUUGAAAACUAUGCUUUGAAAAUGUUCCUGUAUGCAGAUAAUGAAGAUCGAUCAGGGCGGUUUCACAAGAACAUGAUCAAGUCAUUCUAUACUGCAAGCCUUCUGAUAGAUAUCCUCACUGUGUUUGGAGAAUUGUCUGAAGAGAACAUCCAGCACAGGAAGUAUGCUAGAUGGAAGGCAACGUACAUUCACAACUGCCUGAAGAAUGGAGAAACACCACAAGCAGGGCCUAUUGGAGUGGAAGGGGAAGCAUAUGAAGAUGAAUAUGAUACAGAGAUUGGGAUCCCCUCUCAAGUUCUAAAACCAAGUGAUCCUGCCAGUGAGGGAACGUCCUCGACACAUAGUACGACAAACAUACAAAUCCCACCAGGAGCGCAUGCACCUGCCAAUACCCCUGCUGAUGUGCCUCACAACACAGAGAAUGUAAGUCAUCCUGUUCAGCCCUCUCCUCAAAAAAUCCCCCAAGUAGACCCAUCAUUAUUCAAGGCUGGUCAACAAGGAAAUGUGCAUCUAACACCAGAAGAUUUUGCUAGAGCUCAAAAGUACUGCAAAUAUGCUGGAAGUGCCCUGCAGUAUGAAGACAUAGACACAGCGGUACAAAACCUACAGAAAGCACUCAAGUUACUUACUACAGGCAGAGAAUGAGGCCUUUGUCUUCCUGAUUCGUUUAUCUUGCCAAAAGAACUAAGAGCGCAUUACUCCACCCUCAGCUGUAUUAGAAGAAUGGAAUUCUGUGGAAGUCCUUUAAUUCACCAUUAACAACAAUGAAAUCUGUGUCUCCGAAUUCGCAGUUCUGCUCUUACAUACCAUAUUUAGUUGACUCUUUAACUUUCUUUCAGCAUUAGGGGGCAGUUUGAAAGUAAUGUCUUUAAAAGUUAAAGCACGUCCCGUUAAAUUGCAAGUAAAAAAUAGUCUUCAAAGGAAACAAAAAAAUGUAACUCUUCCAUCUGAUGGUAUCGUUCUUAAACUUCUUAUUUUACCACCGUGUCUGCAUGUUUUUUGCAAUAUUUGUACACUGAAAUAUUUUUAAGGUGACUCUCAAAAUCGUCACUGUACAGUUUGACAAUGCUAUUUAGUUUUUCUAUGCUUGUUACUAUUUAAAAUUUAAUUUUCUUUCCUUAAAGCUGUUGUCUUUCUCUUCCCCCAAUCCCCCCUCCCCCCUUUGCCAAGAGGUUUGUAUGCAAUAUCUCCUUUGUUUUUUUUUUGUUUUGUUUGAUUGAUCGGAAAGACUUCUUCUAAUAUUAUGUAAGAUGGGGUUGAAGAGUAUAUUUACAUUAUUAUUAAAGGAAAACAGGAAAUGGCAUGUAAUGAAUAGUUUUAUGGAAUCGAAAAAUGGAGUUAGUCUCAGUCAGAGCUGUUCAGUACAGUAUCUGUCCUUUCAGUGAAUCGUGAGGGUGAUAUUCCGCUCUGAUGUUUGCUUAAUCAAAUAAAGAAGACAGCCGAAUUUGAGCAGUUGACGUUUCUACAAGAUGACGAAUUUCACAAACCGAGUGAGAUUUCUUAAGGAGUUUGGUAACGUUUAGAAUAAAGGGCUUUUUAAAAAAACGGUUCUUAGGUUUUCCUUUAGGAAGGAUAUUUUGAGUUUCAUUAGUCUGAGGAGUUCAGGACACAAUUAAAAUGAGAUUAAACUUCUGCCAGGCUGUACUCAUAUAUGGUGUAUGUCAUAGGGUUAUUUAUGGUGUGAGGUUUUAUACGUCUUUUUUUUCUUUUCUUUUUUUUUUCCCAGCCUCACUGAAAAUUUUAUUGAACCAACUUUUUGCAUCCAAGAUGUCCGUAGCUGCUUUACAUGUUCAAAUACAAUCUGUAAACCAUCCUUAAAAUAUGAAGAUUUUUCGCCAAAAGUAAGCUUACACAACCUUCACCCACUCCUGUUUAUUUUAAGGCUUGCCCUUGGUGAAGUGCUUGCUGUAUUCAAUUUGUUAAAUUGUGAUUCUAACAUAAUCUGUCACUGCCUUAAAGUAAUCCACUGUAGCCAGAGGGAUAGAGCGGUCUGGAGAUCCGUAGUGGUUACAGCAGCCUGCCACCCAAGUGCUUUUUCUGAACACCAAAAAGAGAAGUUUAUGGUUACGGAUGUGAAGUGGUUGGUACAGCACCUUCCAUGCGAAGUGCUGCAGCAACUCACAAGUUCAGUUUGCAGUGUGCGAGCUGGCAUUACCAUUCAGCAGCUGGCAAGGAAUCUCACCUGGGAUUGUACCCUUGGCAUGCAGAAAUUUGAUCUCGCUGCACACUUUUAUUAAAGAGCUGUUUGCCGUUCUUUAGAUGAUUUAUGCAGCACGGUCACACCUUUUGAUUCCCUGAAGCCUAACCAUACAUAACCUAUUAAUACCAGCUGCAUAAGAUCUGUGUUUAAAGUGAGCUGAAUUGUUACCUUACUGUUUGAAAUAUCCUUAAAGUUUAGUUUACCCUCCUAAAUAUCUUGAAAGUUAAUUUCACCUUCAGAAUUUGCUUACUAUAAGAAGGUAGCCGUUUGUAAGCUUGUAUACUUUUUGUUUCCUUUUCAAAUGGCUAUACAAUAAAAAUUGUAGGUAAAGUUUUAAAUUUUGACAAUAGUAUAAUAAGAUAUUCGCUCAUUAACUAUGAUUAAUUCAUGUAUGUUCAUGUCCAUUUGUUUUGGUUAUUUCCAAGUCCAUAGUUCUGUUUGCUUUUUUUAAAGCAUAUUGGCAAGGUACUCAUUGUAAAAGAUCCAUAGAAAAUAAAGCUAGGCUUUAACUUAA